CUCCUUCCCUCCUCGUGUCUUUGCCGCGGCGCUCUAGGGCUCCGGAGCCGACAUGGGCGCCGCCGCGUGGGCAAGGCCGCCCCUGCCGUUGCAUGUGUCUCUUCUGCUGCUGCUGCUUCUGCAGCUCCCGGGGCUGCCCGCGGUCUCCUGGGACCCGGCCGGUUACCUGCUCUACUGCCCCUGCAUGGGGCGCUUUGGGAACCAGGCUGAUCAUUUCUUGGGCUCCCUGGCAUUUGCAAAGCUGCUAAAUCGUACCUUGGCUGUACCUCCGUGGAUUGAGUACCAGCACCACAAACCUCCCUUCACCAACCUGCAUGUGUCCUACAAGAAGUACUUCAAGCUGGAGCCCCUCCAGGCCUACCAUCGGGUCAUCAGCCUGGAGGACUUCAUGGAGAAGCUGGCACCUACCCACUGGCCUCCUGAGAAGCGGGUGGCAUACUGCUUUGAGGUAGCAGCUCAGCGAAGCCCCGAUAAGAAGACAUGCCCCAUGAAGGAAGGAAACCCCUUUGGCCCGUUCUGGGAUCAGUUUCAUGUGAGUUUCAACAAGUCGGAGCUUUUUGCAGGCAUUUCCUUCAGCGCCUCCUAUAAAGAACAAUGGAUCCAGAGAUUUUCACCAAAGGAACAUCCGGUGCUCGCUCUUCCAGGGGCCCCAGCACAGUUCCCUGUCCUGGAGGAACACAGGUCACUCCAGAAGUACGUGGUAUGGUCAGAUGAGAUGGUGAAGACAGGAGAGGCCCAAAUCCGCACCCACCUCAUCCGGCCCUAUGUGGGCCUUCAUCUGCGCAUCGGCUCUGACUGGAAGAACGCCUGUGCUAUGCUGAAGGACGGCACCGCGGGCUCGCACUUCAUGGCCUCUCCGCAGUGUGUGGGCUACAGCCGCAGCACAGCAGCCCCACUUACCAUGACCAUGUGCCUCCCUGACCUGAAGGAAAUCCGGCGAGCUGUGAAGCUCUGGGUGAGGGCACUGAGCGCCCAGUCGGUCUACAUUGCCACUGAUUCUGAGAGCUAUACGUCGGAAAUUCAGCAGCUCUUCAAAAACAAGGUUAAGGUGGUGAGUCUGAAGCCAGAGGUGGCCCAGAUCGACCUGUACAUCCUCGGCCAAGCUGACCACUUUAUUGGCAACUGUGUGUCCUCUUUCACUGCCUUUGUGAAGCGCGAGCGGGAUCUUCAAGGGAAGCAGUCCUCUUUCUUUGGCAUGGACAGGCCCCCUCAGCUGCGGGAUGAGUUCUGAUGCUGGCCAGGGCAUGUCACCCUUCUGGCGGGGGCCGUGACAGCCAAAGGUACUUUCAGAACUGCAAGCUCCUGUUCUUGCCUGUCAGCGAUGGAAGACAGUCCCAGGGAGGUAGAAGGCUUUCCUGCGCGGGGCACAGGGCUUUCAAGCUCCUAGGGGCCCAAAUGCCCUCCGCCCCACGUGGUUCUUUUUUUUUUUUUUUUUCCUCCAAUACCGGGAACCGAACUCACGACCUUGCGCUUGCCAGGCAGGCACUUUUGCCGCUGAGCUAAAUCCCCAGCCCCCCCACGUGCUUCUUGCUGUUUCUCCACUCAGCAGAGCAGUCCAACAUCUGUCUUUUGAUCUGCCCUGGUCAGAGCAGCCUGGGGUGCUGAACUCUCUCCAAAGACAUUUUUAUAUAGAGAUUUUUAUAGUUUUGAUACAAGGUCAUGACUACCCAUGAACUCUUUCUUAUUUUUAAAAAUCAGUGAAGACCAUUAGCAUAGAUACCUAAAGUGACCUUAACUGAAAUGUGGAUGAACCCAGGGUUGGGAUAGGUCUAUUGGCCACUUUUCCUGGUGGCCCCUAAUGUGGCCCCCAGACUUUUCCCAGUGGUCCCCACUGGCUGGCCAGAGCCAUUAUCAUUCCACUUGGAAGGCCAUUGCCAGGCCUUGGGGUGUAAACAUUCUCCUCCAUCGGAAGCACUGUGCAGAUGGCAGCUGUUAGUCAUGGUGCUGUGCAGUCUUCCAGGGCAGCAAAGUGCCACUUGCCCAGCUCAUCCCCUGUGAGGAAUACACGCUACCAAGGUAGGUGACAGUGGUAUUUCUCCCAGUCCUUGGUCACUGAUGGCUGCCACAAACUUGGCAACAUCAGGGCCUCAGACUGCAUUCCUGGGGAUCCAGGCUUUGGGGCCUGACAGGAUCCUCUGAGUCUACCCUCUCCAAGGGCCUGGGGUGUCCAGAGCCUGUUCUCAGCCCCAGGCCUGACACACUGCUUAUUCCCAAAGGAGUGUCUGCCAAGCCUCUGACAUGGAGAUGAUGCCCAGGACCCAGGAGCUAUCUGAAUUCCCAAUUUGGAAGCAUCCUUUGACUCUUCCCAUCCAGUAUGAUCUCUCCUAACGCCAUGAGGCGUUAAGGUGUUAGAGCCAUGAGGUUUAUUGUCUCUCAGUUACCAUGGUUUCUUAGGACCCAAAACACCAGAAAGUCUGAUUUUUUGACCUUGUGGUUCUAAAGUUUCACAUCUAACACCUGUGGGUCUCUUCCCUGCCAAGUGACCUUCCUUCACCUCUGAUCCUAGAUAGGCGGCCCAGAGCUCCACUGGGGCUUCUCCCUUAAUUGGCUUUGGAAAGAAAUCCUUUGUUGUCAGGAACACAGUGAGUCAGAGGUCAGAGGUUGCCGGAGGAUCUCUAACACCAAAGCCAGCAUUUGCUGCCUAGAGCUAUUGCCAACUCUAAGCAAGAGAAACCUCUGAAAACACUUUUGUAGUUUUCCCGCGUAGGAAAACAGUAAAGUGUUUUAAAUCCUGGCAGAGACAGCUUAUCUGUCCAGACUUGCUCUCAAGCCUCACCCAGAGGAAGGGCCACAGAUUGGGGAACCAUGUUGUGAAAGCCUGGCUCACUGGCCAAUUUUAUUUCUACAUUCCUCUGCCAUUCACAGCCUUAGAGUAAGCAACCCUUGAGUCUAGGGCUCUGCCAGGCCAUCCAAAUCAUCGGGAUUGGCAUCUGCAACAACGCUAGCUUGUGUUCUAGGAGCAAAGCCAGUGGAGCUCUCAGACUCAGGUGUGCUUUGUGGGCAAGUGCUUUACUCUUUGACCCAGCUUCCUCGCCUGUAAAGUGGUGAUAAAACCCACAGGUCGUUCAAAGCUCAAAUCAGCUAAAGCCUAUGUAUUUAAGACCACAAUGUAAACUUGAAAAAGACAAAGGCACAUAUGUGGCUAUUGAUUAAUUUGCUUCUUAUUGCACACCUUAUCCAUGCCAGGCACUGUGCUUGCCAAGUACUUUUUAGGCGUUCUCUUGUUUAGUCCCCAUCCCAGCCUGGGAAGUAGUGACUAUUAUUCUUGUCUUUCUGCACAAGGAAAAACAAAUGCUUAAAGACUUCUCAUAAUGUCCCCAAAGCUGUGCAUUGGUGGUGGUAGCCAGUAUUUGUCCUGCCAAACCCAGUUCUGUUAGCCACUGUGCUGUUACCCUCAGUUCACAAGAUGCACUUUACAGUGCAUCUUGAAGAGGCCUCUGCGGGGAAAGAUCAGCCACCUUGGUUUCCAUGGGGCACAUGCUGUGGAUUUGCCACUACCAGGUUUUGGAAGAAAGAGGUCAGUAAGAAACAGAUAGCCCACCACGUGAAACUUACUCAGCCCUUGGAGUUAAUUCAGCAUUCUUUUGUUUAACAAGUAUCAAUCACCUACUAUGUGCCAGGCCCUCAGGUACUAGGUAUGCAGCAAAGUCUUUGCUCUUAAAGGAUUUGCAAUCUAAAAAGUAGAAGGCAUAAUAAAAAAGCCUAGCGUGGGAGGUGUUAAGUGCUCUAAAGAAAAAGGCAAGGGGUGCAGAAGAGGACCUGUCUUAGAUAAGGAGAAAAGCUGCCUUACGGAGAGAAGGAGCACACUGUUCAGAUAGCUGGAGGCUGAGCAGUCCCAGCAGAAGAAGUAGGCUUGUAAAGGGCUGAGGUUGGCCUGUGAGUCUGAGCUGCAACAGGGAGCCAGGGAACAGCAGCAGACCAGGAUGACCAAGUAACACUUCUGUAGCAUGCAGGGCUAGGCUGAGGCCUAGACUUGGCCUUUUAGUUGGAAAGAUACCAUAUGAGGCCCAUUACAGGGUUCUGGACAGGGGAGGGCAAUGAUCUAAUUCGCAUUUCUGAAAGACCCUUCUGGCUGGCAUGUGAAGAGGGUGUUGGAGAGGAGGAGUGAAGGCAAAGAGGUAGUAGGGGGAUGUGGCAGGGGUGCAGAUGAGAGCCUAGGGGCUCACCUCCCCCGGACUGAAAUUCCGGCACCCUCUCCCAAGAGGCAGAAGCAAUUGCAUUAUUUUUAAAUAAAAAUAAUGUUUAAAAAUGUGUUUAGAACUCAGUCUUUUUUGAAGAUAUAAAUCUUUGCAUCCUUUUAAUCAGGCAUCAUAUACAAUUUCAUGUCUUGGUUUUUUUAUUUAAGAGUAUAUCCUAUUUCCCUGCUAGUACAUAGUCUGAACAAAUGCUUUUAACUAUAUAAAGUCCCAUUGGAGGGUAUUCCAUAGUUUGUCAUUUUCUUAUUAUGAGACUUUCACAUGUUCCCAAAGUUUUACCACUGUUAUUUGAAAAAUGUAUUCAUUUGUAAAGAUUUUUCUUUAUUUAAAAUAUGCAUUAAAGUAAAUUCCCAAAGCGAAUUUAUUGGAUGUAAGACUCAAAAGUAAAACUUUUUAUUAUGGAAACAUUAAACAUUAAAAUAUAAACAAAAAUGGUGAGUAGUAAACUGAACUCAAAGUUUUAACAA
Molecule: messenger RNA, 4663 nt
Organism: Chinchilla lanigera (long-tailed chinchilla)
Lineage: Eukaryota; Metazoa; Chordata; Mammalia; Rodentia; Chinchillidae
Gene: Pofut1
Product: protein O-fucosyltransferase 1
Exons: 7
Coding region: 53-1231 (392 amino acids)
Biological process (GO): regulation of Notch signaling pathway; Notch signaling pathway; protein O-linked glycosylation via fucose
Cellular component (GO): endoplasmic reticulum
Molecular function (GO): peptide-O-fucosyltransferase activity
Source: RefSeq, a predicted model, not a curated record